CUUUAAGGCCAAUUAGUAAAUUAAAUAGUUAAAAAUCCCCACCUUCUCCCCUAAAAAUCUGUAUAUACGCCACCGUAGAGAGAGAAAGUAAGUGAGAGAGAGCUAGUCGGUAGUCUACAAAUCCAUUCCUUAACUCACUGACUGACUCUGAAGCAUGGCAAUUCUGUCUCAUUCAUUUGAUUCAACCCUUCUUUGACCUCAUUUUAGUCCUUUAUUUCUCGCUUUACGGUGUCUAUGUUCUCUCUUGCUUGCCGAUAUACAUUCUUUAGGGUUUUGGGGAGAUACUAGGGUUUUUUUAAAAUUUUUGUCAGCGAGAAAUUGGAGGACUAUUUGUAGUGGGGAGAUUUGACCAAUGGAGGCCGCGGCAGGUGUUGCAGCCGCACGCGGUGUUUCUCUGUCCGUGCCCUCGUCUCAACCUUCUCGCAAAGAAUGGAGGGUUGUUUCCGAAACAUCGGUUCGAAGUUCCAGCAACGAGGAAUUGGAGCGUUCAAAGUUGGGGCAAUCGGAUGAGAGAUUGAUAUACGAGGUGCAACAGGGAAGAGAGCCGGCUGAUGUGGAUUUCUGUUCCAUUACCAUUGACGGAAGUUUGGACAAUGAUAUUUUGCAGCAGAGGCUGCAUAGCGUGGUGAAACAAAGAGAGGAGUUGCAGCAGAUGGAGACCGAACUUCGCGCUCAACUUAUAGCAAGGGGAGAAAUUAUGGAGAUGCGGAGCACUUAUGAUGCUCAUAUCAAAGAGCAUGAAAAUGCCAAAAUCAAGCUUCAGGAGCAACUGCGAGAGAAGGAACAAAGGAUACUCGAGUUGGAGAGAAAGAUGGAAGACAAAGAAAGGGAGCUGCACGCUAUCAGACUAGACAAUGAAGCGGCAUGGGCUAAAGAGGAUCUUCUUAGAGAGCAGAGCAAAGAGCUACAAACGUACAGGAGGGAGCGAGAUAACACUGAGGCUGAAAGAGCCCAGCAUAUCAAACAAAUCCAUGAACUUCAGGAACAUUUUCAAGAAAAGGACCGACAGCUGAUGGAGUUGCAGGAACAGAAUAGGAUUGCUCAAGAGAACAUCCUCUUCAAAGAUGAACAGUUGAGAGAGGCCCAGGCUUGGAUAACUCGUGUACAGGAGAUGGAUGCACUACAAUCAACUACUAACCACUCUUUACAGGCUGAACUUCGAGAACGCACAGAGCAAUAUAAUCAGCUUUGGCUUGGUUGUCAAAGACAGUUUGGUGAGAUGGAGCGUCUUCAUCUCCAUAUACAACAGCUGCAGCAUGAAUUGGCUGAUGCAAGAGAAAGAAGCAACACAUACUCAGAUGCCUCACAUGUUUCUCAGACAAAUCCAAGGGAUGUUUCCCAGAUUGGAAAGAGCAAUAGUGGCCACCUGGAUAUGAGUGGAAGUGGUUCACCUGGUGAAAGCUCUAGCCUACCUAAUGGAAAUGCUGAUAAUGCUUCGUUUGUUUCAGUAGGCAAUGCAUCAGUGCAGGCUGAUCAUGCCCAUGGUGUUCCAAUUGCUCCGUCAUCCCUGCUUGGGAUGCCAACUUACCUUCCACAUGGACAGAUGACUGCCGUGCAUCCCUUUGUGGUGCAUCAGCAAGGGGUGCCUCAUUCUGUACCAUCACAUGUUGGACAUUUUCACUCUGUGCCAGCAGUGUCAUCGCUUCAGCAGUGGCAAAACCAACAGGCUGUAUCAGAGGGUGCAGCAACUCAUGAUCAACAUUCUCUACAAACUGAACCUAACAUGUUGAGGUCGGAUUCCAAUUACAACUAUGAAUCCUCUGUAAAUGGUCAGGUUCUUCAUUCGCCAGUUGAAUCCAUAGAUACAAGCUACCUUUCUGGAGCCCAACCUCAGCAGAGCUUGCAACAAAUAUCUUCCCAGUUUCAUGAUGCUUUGAGAUUGGAUUCUCUUGCACACGUUAACGACACAAAGGAGAAGAAUGUCAACUCAUUAUCUAAUUCUCCUAUGGAGGUGCAAGGUUUAAUGAUGGAGAAAAGUGGCUCUAUCUCCAAUGAAUCAUCUUCUGAAGAAGCAAAUCAUGCUGCAAAUCUGAGCGAAAGUACAAUGGAUACUGCUGCAGAAGUCAUUCUUUCUGAAUCCUUUGCUGCUGCAGGUCAGAAAAAUACAGGUAUAGGUGGAAAAUUAUCAGAGGCUAAUCUACUUGAUGAAAGAUCAUUAUUAGCUUGCAUCGUCCGUACAAUUCCACCAGGAUCUGGAGGUAGAAUAGGAUCACCACAACGGUUAGUUGAUCUCAAUUUUUCCUUCCUUUUCAGAGAAGUUUUUCUUCCAAAUAGACUUGGUAAAAUGAUUGCCCCUCUACAUUGGCAUGAUUACAAAAAGAAGUAUGGGAAGCUUGAUGAGUUUGUCUCCAGCCAUCCUGAAUUAUUUGUAAUUGAUGGAGACUACAUACAACUUCGAGAAGGCGCACAAGAAAUCAUAGCAGCCACAGCAGCUGUUGCUAAGGUUGCUGCUGCUGCUGCUGCCGCUGUAACAUCGUCUUACUCAUCAUUGGUGCCUUCUGUUGCUGUGACUCCGAUGGCUCAGUCUCACCGGUUGAAGAAAGCUCCAUCAAUGGAGUUCACAUCUGGAAAGUCUGACAGGAGCAUUUUUAAGGAGUAUGCAGUGUCCAGGCCUUCAAAUGCCAUCGAUAACUCAUCUCAGCUAUCGCAAUGAAGAACCAGCAUCCAAAUGGUGUUUCCUUUAGCAACAGUGAAGGUGUGUCAAAUGUAAAAAUCUUGAGUAAACCUAAGGAUCACACGGGAAUGAAUAGCUCUGAGAGCAGGCAUGGGCAAUCUACGCUAUUGACAUAUGGAAAUGGAACAAAUUCUGAGAAGAAUGAUUUUGGCAGCUCCCAAAACAAGGGUUCAACUCAAUGGAAGACCAGUGGGAGUGUAGUUGGAAAUCAGCAGGGCAGGGUGGUUGGUGCUGCUGCAAGUCCUAGGAGAUAGGGAUUGGAUGAUGUCAUUACCUAACAAAUGUGCGUUCAAAAUUGCACUUUCGAUGAUUUUGGGGAUGAUGACAAGUGGGAGGUCUUAUACUCUCUAGUUCGAAUCUCCAGUUGUUGCUGAUUAAUAUCAUUCACCGCACCCUUUUCUUGAACUUGGCUCAUUUAUCUGCGUGUUUUGUAUGCUCGGAAUUUUACAUUGCUUGCGAUGACAUGAUGUGUUUUGUUAUGCUGAGUACUAAACAUUGCUUGCGAUGAUGGUCACUGGCAACUUUCAUCGUUUAAUUUUAGUCGGGGAAAAAAAUGAUAUCUGACCCUCACUUA
Molecule: messenger RNA, 3248 nt
Organism: Coffea arabica (coffee)
Lineage: Eukaryota; Viridiplantae; Streptophyta; Magnoliopsida; Gentianales; Rubiaceae
Source: RefSeq, a predicted model, not a curated record